Molecule: messenger RNA, 5330 nt
Organism: Linum trigynum
Lineage: Eukaryota; Viridiplantae; Streptophyta; Magnoliopsida; Malpighiales; Linaceae
Source: the annotation of a GenBank genome assembly
UUAUUUUGGUCAAAGUUCAGGCCAUACGAAAAUAUUAACACUUUAAUCAAUGUAUGUAUUAUAAUUUGAUGCAUUUAUUAAAUGUGUGAAUUUGGAAAAUACAUGUUUUGGAGGUCUAGGUUGUUUUUUUUAUAAAUAAAAAGUUGUACACUGUUCAUAAUCAAUGACAUAUUUACCCUUCGUUUACUAAGGAUAGAUGGGUUGUAGAUGAGAACAAUAUUGGAAUAAAGAAGAGUUAUAGGGAACAAAUAUGAAAUAAAACUUGGGUAGACACUCCAUUGUUAUCAACUCACCUUUUGAUGUGGACUGAUAAUCCGCCUAAUUUUGAGUGAUUGUAGGUGGACCCAUAAAAAAUGUAAUACAUAUAUUAUAUCUCAAUUUAACCUAAAACACGACUUGAUCUUGACAUUACAUGUAUUUGCUAAAUAUUUCACCUGAGAUUCCAACCUCUAAACUCAUAUUAGUCUUGAAAAUCACCACUAGUUGAGUAGGGAUGUUAAUUUGAACCCGCCUCGCAGGGUAUUUUACCUGACCUAACCUGUGAUAGGACGAGUAUUACCCGCCCUGUAGUAGAGUGGGGCGACACAUGGGUAUCCACUUUCGACUGGUACUACCCCAUUUUUUACCCAUGUUAUCGCAGCUUCUUAUAGUGUCUAUCCAUAUUUCUCCUAUUUUGGCUUUUUUCAACUAGUUAUACUCAAUUACCCGUUCUAUUAUCACUAUUUUUCAUUCAUAGUGUUUUUUCCCUUGUUUUAUCGUUAAGAAUAAAAUUUUGCGUUUAUAUUUUUAAGAACAUGUUAGAGUGGAUUAACUCUCUCCACCCCAUACCUACAUGAAUAUUACCCAACCCAACUCGUAGUAACAUGGGACGUAGAAUCGAAAUUCACUUGACUCGGUUGGCUAACGGGCGAACUCGUGAUUAUUAAUUAAUCAUGUUAAACCGGAAAGAUAACCAAAUCCGCAACCCGACCCGGGUGUGGGCCCAUAAUUCUUGCCUCCUUUUCCAAACUUCCUAUACUGCUGUUAUUGUUCCAGCCUCGACGGACGAACAAAGCUUGAAAAUUGAGAAACCCUAAUAAAUCCUAAUUUGCCCACAGCCCAUUCUCGCGGAAACCCUAAAUUCACCAAUUCGGAUACGGAAUACAUCUCCCGAGGGGCCAGAUUCGAGCUCUGAUACGAUUAUUGCGAAUUAUUUUAAUCUCAGUUAUAAAAGGGUUAAUGUGCGACGAGUAGAUGCAUGUCGGUGGAAUUCCGGUGGAUCUGAAUUGGUUCCUUCGAUUUAUAUUUAGCAUCUUUUUCAUUGCUGGGGGAUUGCUGUACCUGGUCAAGAACACGGCGUCGAAGUACUUCGAGGUCGACGCCAGUUUCGAAGGCGCCGGUGGUGGCACUGGCGGUGCCACUGCUGAUCGGAAUCGGUCAGUGCCGUCGAUUACAAUGGAGUCGCCGGAGGAGCUUUCUACCUGCGAUAAUUGUGGCAAGUCUGGCAAGAAGAAGUGCACCCGUUGCAAAUCUGUUCGAUACUGUUCGAAGGAGUGUCAAACAUCACAUUGGAAUUCUGCUCAUAAAUUUAAAUGCAAAGAACCAAGCAAAGCGAAUUCAGCUCUUAUACGAAAACCCAAUAGUGGUAAACACUUUUCUGGCAUUGCGUUGGUUCUUGAUACUCAAAAGCGCUUCAAGAAACCUGGGAAGGUACUUUUCCCGUAUGAGGAAUUUGUUAAAUUAUACAAUUGGGACAAAACGUUUCUGCCCUCUGGACUCUUAAAUUGUGGAAACAGUUGCUUUGCCAAUGUGGUUCUGCAAUGUCUGACAUACACAAGGCCAUUGGUUGCAUACCUGUUGGAGAAAGGCCAUCACCGAGAGUGCAGACGUGAUGACUGGUGCUUUUUGUGCGUUUUUGAAUCCCAUGUUGAAAGAGCCACCCAAAGUCCACAUCCCUUUUCCCCAAUUAACAUACUCUCCCGCUUGCCUAACAUUGGUGGUAAUCUUGGCUAUGGGAGACAAGAGGAUGCCCAUGAGUUCAUGAGGUUUGCCAUUGAUACAAUGCAAUCAGUGUGCCUUGAUGAAUUCGGUGGAGAAAAGGCAGUUGAACCGGCUGCUCAAGAAACGACUCUUAUUCAACAUAUAUUUGGCGGGCACCUGCAGUCUCAGGUGAUGUGUACCAAAUGCAGUAAUAUCUCAAACCAGUUUGAAAACAUGAUGGAUUUAACUGUUGAAAUCCAUGGAGAUGCCACUUCUUUGGAGGAAUGCCUUGAUCAAUUCACAGCGAAGGAAUGGCUUCAGGAUGACAACAUGUACAAAUGUGACAGUUGCAACGACUAUGUCAAGGCAUGGAAGCGUCUUACUAUUCGAAAAGCUCCAAAUAUUCUUACAAUCGCUUUGAAAAGAUUUCAGAGUGGAAGAUUCGGAAAACUUAAUAAGAGGAUAAAUUUUCCCGAGACGUUAGAUCUUAGCCCGUACGUGAGUGAAGGAGAUGGCAGCGAUGUGUACAAGCUAUAUGCUGUCGUUGUACACAUAGAUAUGCUAAAUGCAUCAUUUUUUGGCCAUUACAUUUGCUAUAUCAAGAAUUUACAGGGAGACUGGUUCAGAUUUGAUGACUGCAAGGUUACACAUGUGGAGUUGGCCGAGGUACUAUCCCAAGGAGCUUACAUGCUUUUAUAUAGCAGAGUUUCUGCUCGACCAUCGUGUCUUAGAACUAGCACACCUUCAAAGAAGGACCGGGCGCAAGAUACUGGGAAACAAGUGAACUCUCUUAUGAUCGAAAAUGGUGAGAGUUGUGCACCAGUAGAGCUGAUGGUGAAUGAGCCAACCACUUCUGUAUCACCUCAAUCCGAGAGAAGUUUCGAAGUUGUGAAUGGGGUUAAGGAGGAAGAUGCUCCAAUUUUCCAUUCAAGCUCCCCACUUCCAGAAGUUAGGCUUCCCCACGAACCGAGUUCAUAUUCUUCAGAUGACCUGGAAACAGCUGGAACUAUUGCCAUUAAAGUUGGUGACCUGGAAACAGCUGGAAAACAAGUGAACUCUCGUAUGAUCGAAAAUGGUGAGAGUUGUGCACCAGUAGAGCUGAUGGUGAAUGAGCCAGCCACUUCUGUUUCCCCUCAAUCCGAGAGAAGUUUCGAAGUUGCAAAUGGGGUUACGGAGGAAGAUGUUCCAAUUUUCCAUUCAAGCUCCCCACUUCCAGAAGUUAGGCUUCCCCACGAACCGAGUUCAUCUUCUUCAGAUGACCUGGAAACAGCUGGAACUAUUGCCAUUAAAGAUGGUGACCCUGAAACAGCUGGAACUAUUACCAUUAAAGAUGCACCAUCGUCUGCCUUCGAUAAUAUCCCUGCAGCAGCAGAAGAAGAUGCAACGGAUUCUGAUUCAUCUGUUUCCGUGGAAGGUUAUGGAAAUCCUUCGACGACUACAACUGCCAUAGAAGAACGAGAAGGUUCGAGAUAUGGAAUGGAGGUCAAUGUUGACGACGACCACGACAUCCAGCUUAAUGACGAAUUGCAUCCACUCUCGGAAAAACAUCAUUGUCGGGAACACGAGCUCCACGAUUCAGAUGACGACGACAGAACUGGAACGACAAGAUCAGCAGCAGCAGGGGUAACAGAGUGUUGUUGACAGUAUCAAGGGCGCGCAUCCCUCUCUCACUAAUUUUGAUUGUUGUUCAUAUGAUUCUUGUGACAUUUCCCGUCUUAACGAGAGAUAGCAGCAGCGACAAAGGCAGGAAACCCGGUAGAGAUGGGGGAUUAGAUUGUUGGUGUCUGGGAUUUCACUAUUUGCAGAGAAUCUCAGGUGUUAGUGUUGACUGUUACAACAUAAGAGGGCUGAUGUGACAAUGUUAGUAGGAACUGAAAAUUCUUUUGAGAAGCUGCUUCUAAUGUUUGAAUUUCUCUGGCUUUGUUACUUCCACCGGAUUACAAUACUUUCUUCGGCAGUCAUCCUUUUGCUUAUAGCAUUAUAUUGUUGUUUUUGGGCGGAGGUUUCUUUAUAAUUGCUUAGGAAAAAUAUUGUUUCCCAUUUUGUGGUGGACGAAUAGAGACAUUACAACUACUCAUUCAGAAAGUGUUUUAAUAAUGUGUGUUUUGGGGAACCAAAACAGAGCCUUGAUUAAUAAAUAAUAAUGGGUUUCUAUCUUGCAGCCUAGUUGUUAUUAAACAAAAGGAACCGACCAAGGAAACAAAGAUCAAACGCACAUGUGUACCUCAUACUAAGAAAAAAAUAAAAUUGUACAAAGUCAGUAGUAGUGUAAGCAGAAAUUAGUUCUGGACAUGUGACAUAAAAAAAUAAUUAUUGUAAAAUAUCACAAAAACAUAAUGAAUUACCAAAAGUCAGAGAAAUUAAAUAGUAAUUAGUCUGUUCGUGAUGGUGGCUUCUUUUGCAUCUCGAGUAAGUAUAGAGUCGAGAUAUCACAUAUUUUUAGUAAAAAAAAUUCUAAUUAACCUUACCAAGAGGCAACCAUAUAAAAAGUAUCCUCAAAUUUACUCAUUGAAUCGGGUUUUUGGAGAAGAAAACAAGGUAGUGAAUUUUAUAUUUGUAUUGUAGUAAACUCUGUUGGUGAGAGUCUGAGAGAGGAGGGCACAUGAACGUAGAGAAAAAGGCAGUGUUGGUGGUGAAUUUCUGGGGAUUUGCAAAUAUAUGCACACACGUGUCACUCAUGCACGCGUUCUUUGUUUUCCCACAAAGUAACAAAAGACGUGUUUCUUGUUUGCAUGAGUCCACGCCAAGGUUGUCAAUCCGCGGGUUGACCCGAACCCGGUUGAGGUAGUGGGUCAAGGGUUAAUGAAUCACUCGUUUUAGCCCGGAAAUAUGAAAAGCGUCAUUAUAUUGUACUUAUCCUGAUAAAUUAUAUCAAAUUUCAUCUAACAUAUGAGUUAUAACAUAUAAUAUUACACCAAAAUAACAUUUCGUACUUAGAUUCAACAUAUAGUGAAAAUUCACACACACUUAUAUAACAUUAAUAUUCAAAUGUUCAACUUAGGAUUCCAAAGAUUGAGUUAGGCGAAAAGAAAAAUCGGAAAAUAGGCGCAUUUCGCAAAACAAAGAAAAAAAUGACACAAUUUGACCUCCAACCCGGUACCUUGUGGCGGUCGACCCGGCGGGUGCGUGCGGCCCGUUUUUCUCACCGGGCCAGGGUCAAAAUGGGUCAACCCGCGGGUCGACCCGCGGGUUGACAACCUUGGUCCACACGUUAUAUAUAUAUUUUUUAUGUUUUUUUUUACUUCGAACUCAAUAGAUACAGUAAAAAAGAGAUGGAGAGUGCCACAUUUGAAAAAAGAUGGAGAGGAUUGGAUCAUAAACUGACGAGCUCUUAAACGAAUACCUAAAAUUAAUAAUUUACAAGUAUUAUA